AUGGGAAACUUUCCUGGGGAUAUUAUUGAUUGUCAUCAAGAAUUACUUACUGACUUAGUGAUGGAGGCAGGAUAUGUAUAUGGAAAUUAUAGAUCUAUCUAUUUCAUCUAUCUAUCUAUCUAUAUCUAUCUAUCUAUCUAUCUCAUUCUGUUCAUAUUUAUCUAUCUACCUAUCUCAUUCUGUUCAUAUCUAUCUCUCUAUUUCAGUCUGUUCAUAUCUAUCUAUCUAUCUAUCUAUCUAUCUAUCUAUCUCAGUCAUUUCGUAUCUACCUAUCUCUCUAUUUCAGUCUCUUCAUAUCUAUCUAUCUAUCUAUCUAUCUAUCUAUCUAUCUAUCUAUCUCAGCGUUUUCUCAUGUAUCUAUCUAUAUAUCUAUCUAUCUUAUUUGGUUUGUAUGCAUAUUUACGUAUCUAUCUAUUUAUCUAUCUACCCUCGAUAUGUUCAUAUCUAUCUAUCUAUCUAUCUAUCUAUCUAUCUAUCUAUGUUACGCCUACUACUGAUUUUAUAUUCACACUUAUAACAACACAUCUAUCUAUCUAUCUAUCUAUCUAUCUAUCUAUAUAUGUCUGUGUGUAG
Molecule: messenger RNA, 573 nt
Organism: Acanthosepion pharaonis
Lineage: Eukaryota; Metazoa; Mollusca; Cephalopoda; Sepiida; Sepiidae
Source: the annotation of a GenBank genome assembly